Molecule: messenger RNA, 6951 nt
Organism: Schistosoma haematobium
Lineage: Eukaryota; Metazoa; Platyhelminthes; Trematoda; Strigeidida; Schistosomatidae
Exons: 7
Coding region: 4322-5236 (304 amino acids)
Source: RefSeq, a predicted model, not a curated record
CUUACGCAUAUUUAAAAUGAGUUCUACUUGGUCUAGUGUGGGUUUUUUAUUUCUGCUUCCAUACUUUUUUAUAAGUACUCCUCACAUUUCCAACAAAUCCAAGCCAAUUUAUCUCAAAUUACUUGUUUGUGUGUACAAUAAUCUAUAUUGAAGAUAAUUGUUCUGCUGGCAGUGAAAAUAAACUGCGAACCAACUGCAAUGCCUUAGGCUUAAAGACUAAAUUUGUAUAUAAGGUGUUUCAGAGAUGUCGGAAUCUUCUCAUGCUCAGGAAGGCUUGGUUAACCUAUUCUGUUCUCAGUUAUAUUAACCAAUUAUAUAUUGCCGGUUGACAACACAUUGAUAAUAAAUGUAUUUCUUUAGCUGUGUUGAUUAAGACUGCCUUCGGUGGCAAUAUUCUCAUAGUAACCAAUAACCAAGUACUGUGAAAUUUAGUGUUAGUCCAAAGACCGAAUUCCACGCGUUCCAAACACUGCUUAUUGUAUCCUACAAAUUUCUUGUUAAGGACUGUGUCUUUAACCAAUCCCAGCUCUUUAGCAGCUUCAAGUUUUCUAAAUAUAGCUUCUUAUAUUCAAUAUUAAUAAAGACGUUUUGAGAGUAAACAUGUGCUUCUCGCAAACCACCUGUAUUGGUGGGUUAACCUUUGUAAUGUUGUACAACAAUUGUUCACUCGACCAUAUUUACUGUUAUUUUGUUAGUAAAAUGUACUAUCAGUCUUUUUUUAAUUCGAAUAAUGAACCAUUGUUAGGUUAAUGUUCCACUUCGAUGUCUUUCAUUAAGACACUGGUACAAUAUUUUUAAACUAAUAGUCAGUUUAAAUUUGUCUGCAUACCCUAAGUAUCGUAUGAAAGACCAGAAGAUAAUCGUUUCUCUCUUUUUGAAGAACAUAACUUUCGAAAAAAGCUCCCCUAACAUCAGUAUAACAAAAAACGGGCUGUGAUUUUUUAAGUUAGCUAUGUAAAUCUAUUUGUUCGUAAAAAAGUACUUCGUUGAUAACUGAGGUGUGUUAUGCAUGAAGACUUACAUAAUUUAGAAUUCAGUAUUGCACCUGAUUACCAUUUAGUCAAUUAUUGAUAUCAAAACUGCACUAAAAUACAUAUGCGCCACAAAUCGUUGAAUUAGUGCAGGCUCUUCCUACUCUUGGCCGCACAAGGGCAUUUGGCGUUAAGUGACAAACAAUUUCUUUGGUGAAUAUUCUUGCCUGUAUUCAGGUAACCUGUCUUGAUACUGUCGUAAGCAUUGACCCGUAUUAUUAUUUUGCUUAUCAGUUGUUUGUUUGUUCGGUUUUUAUAAAGGCGACUAAAUUUUCCUAUCAAGGUCCAUUAAGUAUUAGAAAACAACGUUAUUCACCAACAUUUUAGCUCUUAAUAUGAAUUUCUACUUUUAUCAUAAUUUUUUGGUUUCUGUAUUAGAUUUACGCGUUAUUUGUAUACCUUCGUGUUCGUGUUAGUUGUGGAAAUUUUGAAUGUAUCCUGUUGUUCUAGCGAACUUAUCCUAACCUCUACAAUUUUUACUUCAAUUUCAAAUGAUCCUUGACAAUUCUGACGUUAAUCUCAUUCAGUAGACUUAAUUUUUCUGUCUUUUAGUUCACAAAACAAAUCCGAAAAUACUUAUCAGACAGUGAUGAACAAAUUGUUAAAAUACUGAGAAGAAAAUUUCUCCAGACAAGCUACGAAUUUCAGAAAACUGAGGUAUCUAAACCCAUACUCGACAAAUGCAUUGCGGAGAUAGCAUUCAAUCCAGAUAGAAUCUAUGUUAUUUUGAAUGACUUAAAAACAACCUUUAAGCUGCAUACAUCGAAAAUUGACAAAAAGUCCCAACAGGUUAUUACCAAACGACGUCUGGACUUCAAGACAAUAAGUCAGGAUGUUGGAAGUUCGCAUAUUAAACCAAAUAAUUCCCCCAAUCAUUGUACGGAUGACGAAGUUUCACAUAAAAAUUCAUCCCCAGUGUCAAGUUGUUCCGGUGAUGACGAUGUGAUCAUCGUUGACUCACCGGGUUCUCCAAAUGUUAUCAAACCGCCGUCAAACCCUAUCCAGUCUUCAUUUGGUUGUUUAAAGAGUUCGACAUCUGAAAAUAAAGAUCAGAAAAAGUGUGUUGACAGUAAUAAUGAAGAUCAGGGAGAGGAGUGUAUUGAUCGAAAUAAUGAGGAUUUUGGUGAUAUUCAGAACGAUAAGAGAUGUAGGAUAAUUGGUCGUUUAGAGUGUCUUAUGACACGUCUCUCUCAAGCUAUUCGAGAAUUGGAAGAAAAAGAACUUGAUUUUAAUGAAUUGGAUUCGUCCAAUUCACCGUACCUUAAACUAGAUGCUUUAAAACGUCAAUAUUUGAAAGUAUGGCGUCGACAUUGUGAACUACGUAAUGUUGCUCGAAAAUCUGGACGGAUAUUACGUCAAAGAUUUAUAUAUAAUGGAAGCCAAUAUCCAAAAGUAAACGAAAAAAUUGAAGAGAUCGUUAAUCAGAAAAGACUGUUUCCUGAUUGGACUGAUAUUUAUCGAAUAGUUACUUCAGUGAAUAAGGAAGAACACUUGAAUUUGACGGGAUCAACUGUCAAAUCUUUAGCGCGUGAAAUCUUUAUUGAUGUUGGUCAUUCAUUAAAACAACGACGUCAAGAUGAUUUAAGACACGAUUUCGGAUGUCAUCUGACAGAUGACUUAUGGUAUGCUUUGUGAUGCUUUAAGUUUCCAUUUAUAAAUCUGAAUUAUUUCAACUCUUAUACCUCAUGUGCUGAAGUUUUGUCCAAAGAUCUAAACAUACAUAAUUUUUUCUGGCAAGUCUGUAGAUGCGCUUUUAAAUAUCAAAACAGCCUUCGAUCUGUUAAACAGGACUGUACUAUGGGAUCGUCUUUUGAAUAAGUGUGAUUUCACUUCCAGCUCACACCGUAGGAACCUAUGCCGGGACUCACUCUUUGUGUUGACUGAAAGUUUUUAUAUCUACGCAGUUGUAUGGAGACUGUCGGUGUCAUGAGUAAUGAGAUAAAUCUACGUAUAGUGAAAAUCAGAUCGGCAUGUGCCAAUCUAGGCCAUCCUUAACGCUGUCAUGAUGUUAGUCUGACUGUGAAAGGUCAGUUCUACAAUGCGUCGAUGGAGACAGCUUUGGUCUAUACUUGUGUAACCCUGGCUUUUAUGAGUUGAGGAUGUUGGGAGACUACCUCCGUCCGAUCACCAUUGUCUCUGAAAGAUUGCUAACCUUCAGUGGUAGCAUCGUGUUAUUAAUGGUGUGUUCUGGGAUAGCGAUGAUAAUUCAGUUGGUGCCACUAACUUGAAAAACGUGCUUCGAUGGGUUGUGUGUAUGUGACGAAUUUCAUCCCAGAGACUUCCACAUUAUGCUUUAAUUAUCGAUGUUUGGAGUGGUUGGUAGAUGCGGAGAUGUGGUCGGUGUGUGGGAAUAUGCUGUUAUUGAGAGGAAACUGUAUUAGACUGAUAUCUGUCAGUCCACCACGACUUCCUUUCGGGGUUCUAGGCAUCGUGGAGUUCAGUGGCGUAACACUAUCAGAUAUGGGUGUUUAAUCCAACGACAUUUACUCAGUUUUUGUGUUAUUCUCAAGAAACUUGUCAAUAUAUUUGUACGCUUAAUUAGUUUCCUCUGAUGUGAGGCAUAUAAUAAUGGCAAUCCAAUCUAGAUUUAACUUUUCUUUUUGAUGAAGUAACCACGGCGAAGAAACUAGAGAAAUUUGUUGUUGUCAUAUAACUUUUUCUUAUUUAUUGCCACUUUUCUUAUUUGUGUAACUUACUAAAUUAAUCAUUAUUUUACUCUAAUGUAUAUUGUUGUGACAAGCGGUGCUACGCUCUAACCCCCCCCCAACUGACUACUUGAGCGAGAACACAAGAGUUAGUGCAAAAGUGUAUUGUACUACCAAAUAAAAUGCACAAAUACUCAUAUAUAUAUAUAUAUAUAUAUAUAUAUAUAUAUAUAUAUAUAUAUAUAUAUAUAUAUAUAUAUAUAUAUAUAUAUAUAUAUACCACUCUAACCCUUAGGAAAUCAGUCCAUUUCUUAGCCAAUUAAAGGCACUUGUUCUUUAGGUCACUUCCGAUUGCCAUCGAUCAACCUUCUCAUUACUCUACUUCUGAUUGGCUCUCCAUAUCAUAUAUUAUUUGUGUUUUCUUAUUCUUUGUUUUAUAAACUAAGUGAUGAUGAUGAUCCAACUUAUUCUAGUCGAGAUUUACGAAGAAAGCUAACUGAAAAUAAACGUAUUGGUGAUAACAAUCUAAACAAGGUAUUCAAACAUUAUAUUGAUAUUCAGCAUACCAUUCAAACUGUUCAACAAAUUAUACAAGAACCUGAAGAUAACAAUAAAGUUGAGCAUGAUGUUAAUCGUCAGUCUGAUAUGAUGAAUUCUAAUGGGAAAGUUUCCGUUCCUAAUCCGGUUUGUUUUGCAACGAACACUCAACAGUGUGAAAAUGAUAAACUUCCUAGUUCACCAGCAACAUCUGAUGAAGUGUUAACUUUAAGUUCAGAUUCCGAUGAAAAUGAGGAGACGAAACCUCAUGAUAUUACUUCAGGUUCCGUAAGUUCAUCAAUGUCAGGUUAUGAUGAAUCCACUCCUACUAACGAUGUAUCACAGGAAUCUUCUGUUAAAAAUGAUAGACGUGAUGAAAAAAUCAAAGAUAAUAUCGAUGCUUCAAACACUUCUUUGUCUGUCCCCGUAACAUGCUCUUCAACGACGUUACCAACAACAACAAUCGAUCUACUUGAUGAUGACAUUUCAUCGACAGAUUGUUUUACUUCAACACCUCGAGAAAAAAGACCAAGGCUGGAUCACUCUUGUCAUUCAACUGAUCCUUCUAUCACGCAUAAUAAUCGAUUUCCUUUUUCCACACCACUACUUCAAGAAACUAGACAAUCUAGCCAAGUUUUAACAGUGGCCACACGAUAUGGUCCAUAUGGAUGUGAUACAUUCAGUCAAAUGGCCAGUGCACAUGUUGUACACCGUUAUCCUGUAACUACUACUACUACUAAUAAUAAUACUACACUAAUUACAAAUAAAAUACUCGAAGAAUCUAGUCGACAUUUUGUUAAUAAUUCAUAUAAAUGUUCAUCAAUAGUACAUGUAAAUUCUUGUUCAUCUACUUUUAAACCUUUAGCAACAUUGUGUAAUAAUAAAUCUUCAAGUAUUUCACAUCCUACAACUACUCAAUAUCAUCUGCCUAAUUCAGAUUCUUUAAAUAAUACCAAUGAUGUUACAACAUCAUGUAAAAAUUCGCCUAGAGUUUAUGAUCACGAAACUAUUGAAAUUGAUUAAAAAAAUUGUUCAGAUUCCCUUUCCUCUUAUUUCAUUUUGUACUUACAAAUGUAUUUAUGGUUGAAUUUCUUUCCUUUGUGUCUAUUCAUAAAUAUUAAAGUGGAUAUAGAGUGGCUCGUUUACCUCGAACCAUUUUAUUCCUCAGAAGUAUGAUGUUUUCUUUCAAACCACUUUAUCGGUAAACAUAAAUUUGUUUGUUUUAUUUUAAACAUAGUUUAUUGCUUUUCCUAAUUAGUAGAAAAUGUUUCAUCUUCAAAAUAAAACCAUUAUUAUCGACCCUAACUAGUUUCUAGACAUGAAGUAGAAGCUGGGUUCAUUAUUAAAUUGCUUGAUUGUAAAGUAAUGAUCUUAAACGUAAAAAACGGCGAAGUUUGGGUACAACGAUUCUCGUCCAUCGUGACCAAUUACAAAACAGUUUAUAUUGUAUGGUGCUUUUAUUGAGUCACUAAGUGGUAUACUGCAAGUCCAAAUGAGUUUCAAUAUAUCUGGUUUUUGUGGUCAUUUCUAAACAAGAUACGAUUUGAUACAAGUUUCUACAGUUCACAUCAGCAUAGAGAAUGGACGUCGGAGGGCUAACACCAAUUUUAGUAGAAAAAGAAAAUUAAGAAAUAUGGAACAAAGGAACGGAUGAUAUCUACGGUUGAAAUGGCAGUAAAAUAUUUAAAUAAAUAUGGAGAAUGAAAACAAUUGCGAUCUUCUAUGGAAUGUCAUUCAAGGUCUUUUAUCAUAGAUCAGGGUCCAAGUCCAUGUUUAUCGUGAUACAACUGAGACUAACAGUCGGUGGUACGUACUGAUGUCAUCUGUUAAUUUAUCAAACUAGGCCUGUUUCUAUCUACGCUUAUGCUAACUGGUAUAUUUUUAUACAACUGGUUUCUUAUUGGCUAUAAACGUAGUCUAUCCAUAAUUUAUGAUUCAAUGAUGUAUACUUUAGGAUAUUCAAAACGCACUUCAUAUUCUCUUGUUUCGUCCGGUCUGGUUGAUAAACGUGUGACCUGUUGAGUUAAUUGACUACUAAAAACAAUUGAUACCAACGCAACUAGUGUUUGGCUUUUUAGAUUUCUUGGAUGGAAUUAAAUUUAACUAUGUUCCGAUAAUUAGCAUGAGGAUUUAUGUGUUACAAGGUCGACUUUAUGUAGAACACUAACCCACUAGGACUUUUCAGUGUACUGACCUAUAAAACCAGUAAACUUUGGACAGCAGUUUCCUUCUAGUAUAGAAAUUUCUAUCAAAUUGAUUGAGGUCGGAAACGUAAACAUGGUGUACUAACUCAGAGUGGUCCAAAGGUUGGGCACUCUCAUCGGAGACAGGGUCGUGCGUUCAACCUCCGUUGAGGUCGUAGAUAUGCACAUAUUAACAGACAAUUGUCGAAUGCUCCCUGGUUUUCAAUGAUUGUUUAAGUAAGGUCAAUACGUGAUGUAACCCACAGGAAAGAUGAGUGAAUCGAUUAUAUUAGAAAAAUACUGUACACAUAAUAAACAUGAUUAUUAUGUUUUAAGCCUAGAGUAUCUGGUCAGCUAACUUAUCUAAACUCUGCUUAUCAAGUUAUAAACCUAUUGCUAAAUUAUCGAAUUCGUUAAAAAACAAUCAUUUUUCUACAAAUUAACUCAAUAGACUUUAUGCAUCUAGCUAGAGCUAUGAAAUGUAACUAAACUUAAUUAUAAUUAUAUUGGUCAUUGUAGGCCUUCAUACAGACACAAUUUAACGUCAUAUUUUCA